Messenger RNA from Adineta steineri, 2172 nucleotides. The record is from the annotation of a GenBank genome assembly. Lineage: Eukaryota; Metazoa; Rotifera; Eurotatoria; Adinetida; Adinetidae.
AUGAGCGGAUUAAAAUCGAAUCAAAAUGCUGGUGCAUCAUCAAAUAUUCAACAACUACAACAACGUAUGGCACAAAAUUACCUUCUCAUCUGGGUAGAUGCGAACAUCGACGAGGGAGAAAAGGAUUGCCAAGAUACACUCACUCAAUUGAAGAAUGUGGUCAAUGAUGUCAAGUUAUGUACUGAACCGAAUCAGUGCAUCCCAGUACUUAACAAGGUUGAUAAGGAACAAGUCUUCGUGAUAAUAUCAAGCCCAUUAGGCAAACAUUUGGUUCCUGAAAUUCAUGACAUUCCCCGGUUAGAUUCAAUUUACAUCUUCUGUGAUAAUAAAUCCAGACAUGAAGAAUGGACACAACACUGGACAAAAAUCAAAGGUGUCCAUACAAAUAUCAAAGAAAUAUGUCAAGCAUUACAAGUGGCUGUUAAGCAAUGCGACCAGGAUUCGACUGCCGUCAGCUUUCUCACGGUACAUGAAAUGGCUUCAACUGAUAAUGUAAAUCAGUUGGACCCAACGUUUAUCUAUACACUGACAUUCAAGGAAAUCCUCCUUGAUAUCGAAUGUGAUCGCAAGGCAAUCAGUGACUUAGCAGCUUGUUCCCGCGAAGUUUUUGGUGAUAAUCCAACUGAAUUACAAGUGAUUAAUGAAUUUGAACGUGACUAUGAUCCACAACAAGCAAUAUGGUGGUAUACACGCGAAUGUUUUACUUACAAAAUGCUCAAUCAAGCACUUCGAAUUUUGGAUGUCGAUAUGAUCAUUAACAUGGGUUUCUUUCUACGUGACGUGCAUCAACAGAUUCAACGGUUGUAUGAACAACAGAUCAGUGCUUAUGAUGGAAAAUCUUUUGUAGUUUAUCGAGGACAAGGUCUUAUGCAAUCAGACUUUGAAAAACUUCAAAAAACGAUAGGUGGAUUCAUGUCAUUUAACAAUUUCUUAUCCACCAAUAAAACUAAAGAUGUGCACCUCGAAUUCGCUCAACGUGCUUCAUCAAAACCUGACAUGGUGGGCAUUCUCUUUAUAAUGUCCAUUGAUCCUUCUGUUAAAUCAGCACCAUUUGCCUCUAUCGAAGAGGAGAGUUUUAUUAAGAAAGAAGACGAAAUUCUUUUCUCAAUGCACACCGUGUUUCGAGUGAGUGCAAUUAAACAAAUGGACAAUAAGAAUCAACUUUAUCAAGUUGAAUUAGAAUUAAUAUCAGAUGAUGAUCAUCAACUACGAUUACUUACAGAUCGGAUACGAGAAGAAGCUGGUGGCAGUACCGGAUGGAAAAAGUUGGGUAACUUAUUGCUUCAACUUGGUCAAUUUAAUGAAGCUGAAGAACUUUAUAACGUAUUACUGGAACACACAUCUGAUGACGAUGAAAAAGUGCAUUAUUAUAAUCAGCUGGGAUAUGCCAAAAAUGAAGAAGGUGAUUAUGAAAAGACUAUUUGGUAUUACGAGCAAGGACUUGAAAUUCGACAAAGAACUCUUCCUUCAAAUCACCCUUUACUGGCUACUUCAUACAACAAAAUCGGUAAUGUGUAUAACAACAUAAGACGAUACUCAAAAGCAUUAUCAUUUUACGAAAAAGUACUUGAAAUUCUCAAAAACAUUCUUCCUUCAAAUCAUCCUUUACUAUCUACAUCAUACAACAACAUCGCCUUGGUGUAUGAGAACAUGAGAGAGUUCUCGACAGCACUUUCAUACCACGGAAAAGCACUGGAAAUUCGACAAAAAGCUUUUCUUUCAAAUCAUCCUUUAUUGGCUACUUCAUACGACAACAUUGCCUUGGUGUAUGCCAAGACGGGAGAGUACUCGAAAGCACUUCCAUAUCAUGAAAUAGCACUUGAAAUUCGACAGAAAACUCUUCCUUCAAAUCAUUCUGAUUUGGCUACUUCAUAUAACAACGUCGGUAUGGCGUGUGCCAAGAUGGGAGAGUACUCGAAAGCACUUUCAUCUCACGAAAAAGCACUUGAAAUUCGACAAAAAAUUCUUCCUUCGAAUCAUCCUGAUUUAGCUGCUUCGUACAACAAUAUUGGUUUUGUAUGUCAAAAUAUGAAAGAUUAUUCCAAAGCACUAUCAUAUUUUGAACGUACUCUGAACAUACUGCAAAGUGCCUUACCUCCAACUCAUCCUCAUCUCAAAAGUGUGAAAGAACGUAUUGAGGUUGUAAAAAAAGAACUUAUAAUGAAUAGUUGA